UUCAUGGUGGUUUAUUCGUCCCGUUUGCUUGAGAGUCAGAAGCUGUAUUUAUAGCCACUUAUGGCGUUAAUUUGGAGCAAAUACUGUUUGCGGUUUGUAGGAGAGCUGAUGGGCAGCAGAAGUGGGUUAUAUUUAUGCCGCAGGAGUUGUUUGAGAAGUUGCUUUUUAGCCGCUAGGGGUCACUGUUGGAUCAUUAACUUCCCUAACUCUAAAAUAAGAAUUACUUCUCAAACCUACAUGGGGUUAGCUAGUUAUUAAUACUCUAAACGGACUGUAGGUUUCGUUGGGGUAUUCCUAUAACGCCCUUUAAACUGUAUAUUAAAACCUAACUCUAAAAAUAUGACAUUGUUUUUUGUGCUCUGGCGCCACCUAUCAGCGUAUCAUUUGCUUCCUAUUCCCACAAUAUCCGUGGGCCCUUCGGUGUGUGCUAUACGGGGGAGGCGUGCUUCCGGCAGGUAAGAGGUGACGUGAUGCCUCAAAAUGGUAGGAACAGUGAGGGUAGAAGAAGAGGAAUGAGUCGCAACACCUGUAAAGCCAAUAGUCAGGUCAGCGGUCAGGUCCCAGCCACAGGUUUGGUUUAUUGUGCCAUUGUUCACAAUGGCUGCCCAGCUGCUGCCACUAGAACCAGUGAGAGCACACCAGCUGGCACACUGAAUGGUACCAAACCACAAUGCAUGGUUAAUGGUUAUAUUAACCAUGGGUACAAGGGCAAGAGUACGAAAGCAGCGCCCCAGAGGACACUCCGAAAACAAGGAAGCACGAUUUCAGCUGUCACUGAUGCCUCAGCAGAUGGCAGGGUCCACAGUGCAGGCAUUCCAGGUGGUAUCUCAGUGAAUGGGGCCACCAGUCUAGACACUGUUGCUUUGCCCUGUAAUUCUGACCAAAUGGCACCAGAGCCCAGCCCGUCAGCAGCAGCAAAGAACCAGAGAAGAAGAAGGAACAAAUUCAGACGUAAGAAGAGACACACUGAAGUCGUCUGUCCGGAGAACCCGACACCACCAGUGGUUCCACCACAUGAGGAGGAAGACUGGGAAAAUGAGAUCCAAGAGGUCACACUGACUGACUGGGAAAAGAUGUGUUUUGGGGUCAGACCGUAUGGUCCAGAAGAUGUGCUCCAUUUUGCUUUGCGGGAUUUAACACUUAGGCAAAGGGACACAGUUGACCUGCCGUUGACAGCCAAUUACAGCCCGACCGUACACCACCCACGCCCUGUCCAAUGGUCCUGCUACGGCAUUCCCACUGAGCCAGACCAGUUCGCAGACGCUGACGAGUAAGCCAGGCAUAUGUUGUUGCGUUAGAGGAUUGGUAGAAAUCAAUGUUCACGUACCAAAAUUAAUUGAGAAGUUCUGCUGUGGAUGUAGUUAGCCCUUAUUGGCAAUGUGCAGAUUUUCUGGUCGUGUGACCUACUUGGGGAUCCUGGAUAGUACCCAUGCUUAGAAUAUUUGUUUUUCCUCAUCUAAAACAUUAGUGGAAUAAAUAAAAUUUAAAACUUUAAAACUAGAGCUAUGUUAAGCUUCAAAAUCAAAUAGGUUAAUCAUAGAUCAAAUAUUGUAGGGUGGAGUCUAGGUUGCAAUCAGGUUAUUUUUUUAUGGUAGGUCUUAUUUUAUAAUUUAUAUUCAGAUUUUAUAUUUGUUUUAUAUUGCAACAUAUUAAUUUGUUUGGCUUCUGUGGUCUUAAAGAAUGAUUUUAGCUAACUACCAUACAUUGCUGUUGUACCGCUUCAGUGACUGUUGUUACUGAAAAUGGUCAUGCAUUUACUGUUCUUCCAUUUCAUAUCUUCAUAAUUUUUCUAGUCUUCCAAGAACUGAAAAAAUGUUUUUUAUGCCUGAAAUGGGAUCACUGUUGUCAUAAUAAGUUUCUCUUUUUGAGCUAUACGAUCAAUUUUAUAGUUUAUAAAUUGCACAAGUUCACAACAAGUACAUGAAGCAACUAUUUUCAUUUGGGGCAGCAAGCUUAACCAAGAAAUUAUGGAUGGAUUAUGUAACAGGAACUAAUUGUUAUCUGCCUGUUCAGACCUUCAUUUUCAUUUUCACAACCACAAUAAAUCACAUUUUCUUCUA
This is a messenger RNA of Siniperca chuatsi (mandarin fish), 2060 nucleotides long. RefSeq lists its product as uncharacterized. Lineage: Eukaryota; Metazoa; Chordata; Actinopteri; Centrarchiformes; Sinipercidae. The coding region runs from base 471 to 1274 and encodes 267 amino acids. The transcript has 4 exons. The record is from RefSeq and is a predicted model, not a curated record.